This is a messenger RNA of Conger conger (European conger), 1755 nucleotides long. It is a transcript of the gene cdc20, whose product is annotated as cell division cycle 20 homolog. NCBI's taxonomy places the organism in Eukaryota, Metazoa, Chordata, Actinopteri, Anguilliformes, Congridae. The transcript has 11 exons. Gene Ontology annotation, cellular component: anaphase-promoting complex. Gene Ontology annotation, biological process: anaphase-promoting complex-dependent catabolic process; positive regulation of anaphase-promoting complex-dependent catabolic process; positive regulation of ubiquitin protein ligase activity. Bases 179 to 1666 code for a protein of 495 amino acids. Gene Ontology annotation, molecular function: anaphase-promoting complex binding; ubiquitin ligase activator activity; protein binding. The record is from RefSeq and is a predicted model, not a curated record.
GCCGUUGCAAUAAGAUGUUACACUGGGAGUACGGUUGUAUGUAGGUUUUGGGAAAGAGAUUUGUGGUAUAACGCGCCGGAAAGAAAAUUGAGACGGGAUCAAUAAUUCAUCUUUGAAGCUUUUCUUCACAUUCAACGGAGUUGGCAGUAACUCAACUAGUGGAGGACUCGUUAACAGAAUGGCGCAGUUCAUGUUCGAGAACGAUGUGCACAGCCUUCUAAAGCUGGACAUGCCAAUAACAAAUGCGCCUAUGGCGAGAUGGCAGCGGAAAGCCAGCGCGUCAGGGUCGGCUUCUGCCAAUACCAGCGCCCUUUCGCCAGGGAAAUCUGGCAAUCGAUCUCUCAGCAUAUCCAAGACUCCAAGUAAAACACCAGGUAAAAGCGGAAAGAGCCAAUGUACUCCUUCCAAAGCAGGUGGAGACCGAUUUAUCCCCUGUAGAAAUGGCAAGCAGAUGGAUGUUGCCAGUUUCCUACUUGCUAAGGAGAAUGAACCUGUCGACCCAAUUCCAACAAAUGAUAAACAGAAGGCCUGGUCUGUUGCCCUCAAUGGUUAUGAUGUUGAAGAGGCAAAGAUCUUGCAUUUGGGUGGAAAGCCCCUGAAUGCCCCGGAAGGUUAUCAGAACAACCUGAAAGUUCUCUACAGCCAGGUUCACACCCCUGUAUCAACCAAAAAGAGCCGCUACAUCUCCACUGUGCCUGACCGGAUCCUCGAUGCUCCUGAUCUCAGAAAUGAUUUCUAUCUGAACCAGAUGGACUGGAGCAGUCAGAACCUCCUCGCUGUGGCUCUGUAUAACAGUGUGUACCUGUGGAAUGCCUACCAAGGGGAUAUUACCCUUCUGGCCACGAUGGAAAGGGAAGAGGACUACGUCUGCUCUGUUUCCUGGAUCAAAGAGGGGAAUUUUCUAGCAAUAGGCACAAGCGAUAACAAAGUGCAGUUAUGGGACGUGGAAAGCCAGAAGCGUCUACGUAACAUGAGCAGUCACAGCGCUAGAGUGUGUUCUCUCAGUUGGAACAGCCAUAUACUGUCCAGUGGCUCCAGGUCGGGUCUUAUCCAUCACCAUGAUGUGCGGGUGGCUGAGCAUCAUAUCGGCACGCUGCUCGGGCAUUCCCAAGAAGUCUGUGGGCUCAAAUGGUCCCCUGAUGGAAAGCACUUGGCCAGCGGGGGCAAUGACAAUCUUGUGAAUGUGUGGGCGGGUUUGCAGACUAGUUUCCGCCAUAAAUUCAGUGAUCACCAAGGAGCAGUUAAGGCCCUAGCCUGGUGCCCAUGGCAGCCCAACAUCCUUGCGUCAGGUGGUGGCACAAGUGAUCGGCACAUUCGCAUGUGGAACGUCAACACCGGUUCCUGUAUCAGCGCUCUAGACACCAUGUCUCAGAUUUCCUCUUUAGUGUUUGCACCGAACUACAAGGAGCUAGUGUCCGGCCAUGGAUACAUGCACAACAACAUGGUCAUCUGGAAAUAUCCUGCCAUGACUCAAGUGGCUGAGCUUUUGGGGCACGAUGGCAGAAUUCUGAAUCUGGCGCUGAGUCCGGACGGUAACGCAAUCGCUUCCAUAGCUGCAGACGAAACGGUUCGACUGUGGAACUGUUUUGAAAUGGAUCCUAUCAAAAAGAAGAGCAAGGAAAGGAGUGGCAAAUCUCCCGGUGGCAUUCACCAAGGAAUUCGAUAGCUGGACUAUGGGACGAGGGUUUUGUACAGUGAUUUAAUGUAUUAUGUUUGUACUGAUUUUAAAUGAAAUAAAGGAUUAUGUACCCACAA